Messenger RNA from Quercus lobata, 1118 nucleotides. RefSeq names its product mini zinc finger protein 3-like. Lineage: Eukaryota; Viridiplantae; Streptophyta; Magnoliopsida; Fagales; Fagaceae. Gene Ontology annotation, cellular component: nucleus. Gene Ontology annotation, molecular function: DNA-binding transcription factor activity; transcription cis-regulatory region binding. Bases 740 to 1027 code for a protein of 95 amino acids. The record is from RefSeq and is a predicted model, not a curated record. Gene Ontology annotation, biological process: regulation of DNA-templated transcription; regulation of developmental process. The transcript has a single exon.
AUGGGAUGGGAUUUUUGGGUGGAUUUUGUGAUUUCCUUUGUGUGUUUCAUUCAGAGUUUUGUUUUGACAACUUCUGUGAAUGAUGGUUUCGCUGUUUUGUUGUUGGGUAUGUGUAAUAGUGAUUGACCGUGCGGUAUUUUUGAUCGCUAGCUAGUGUUUUGGUGAGUUGGUUAUGCAUGAAUAAAAGCUAAAAAGUUCUUAGCAUUUGGUCAUGAACUUCAUCCAAUUCUUCUCUAAAAUAUUUAUCAAUUUUCUAUACAAAGUUUCUUUGGUAAUUAGACAAAAUUAGACAAGAGUUGGUGUAACAGUUGCUAGGGCCACAAAGACCUGUCUUUUAAGUAUAAGUUUGGACCCACAGAAACCUGCCUUUUGUUGAGAGAAUAAUGGAAGCACUGUGUUGGUGACGUGGUACACCUUAUUGUUCUACAAAAUAAAAUUUUCAGGUCAAUACAUGCCAUCUUUGUGAAACCCAUAGGUCUUGAAAAGAAAAAAAUUGUUAAAAAUAGCCUGAGCAUGACCUCAUUCCAAGUUCUAGUGGUAUACCACUCAGCCAUAUAAAUAUACCAUCUAGGGUUAGGGUUAGGUACCCAAAAAAAGGCUAACAUUUUCUCCUACUUAUCAUCUAGUUUGGAUGAAUAAAGUGGAAACCCAAAAAAAAAAAAAUUCAGGCACCCAUUUCCACUAUUUAUAAAGAUCAAAUAAUUGGGUUUCCUAAAUUGAUCAGCUAGGGUUUUGGAGGAUGAAGAAACGGCAAGUAGUAAUGAAGAAAGAUUGCAUAGGAGGGAAAAACUCUACCACAUCAUCUUCAAUGGUAAGAACUGUGAGGUAUGUUGAGUGCCAAAAGAAUCAUGCGGCAAAUAUUGGUGGCUAUGCUGUGGAUGGGUGCAGAGAGUUCAUGGCAAGUGGAGAUGAAGGGACAAAUGGUGCGCUUCUGUGUGCUGCUUGUGGUUGCCACCGGAAUUUCCAUAGAAGAGAAGUGGAAACUGAGGUAGUUUGUGAGUAUUCACCACCUACUUUCAAUGAUUAGAUAACUAUAUAUAGAGAUAUAAUAGCCCUUUUGUAUGUGUGAAUAGCUAGAAGGUGUUUUGUGUGAUUUUAUCAUUUUAAUUAUUAUAAUA